AUGCUGCCAGCCUUUUUCACUUUGCUCUGCCAAGCAGCGCUGCCGGCCAACAGACCCAGCUGGCCUCCAGCCUCCGCAACGGGCCGGCGGACUUGGACCUUCGGCCCCGAGGCUUGCCGGUUGAGUCUGGACGAUGCCGACAUGCGCCUUCUCCGAGUUCGUGUCGUCUCCACGGACGACCUCAAGUCCCCUCCGGACUGGCACACUUGCACAUUGUCCGUCCGCAGGUCACUUCAUUCCGGUCAGCGAGGCCGAAGGAGAUAUCUGGCCAAUGUUUACGCCUGA
Messenger RNA from Protopolystoma xenopodis, 285 nucleotides. The record is from the annotation of a GenBank genome assembly. Lineage: Eukaryota; Metazoa; Platyhelminthes; Monogenea; Polystomatidea; Polystomatidae.